Molecule: messenger RNA, 1431 nt
Organism: Purpureocillium lilacinum
Lineage: Eukaryota; Fungi; Ascomycota; Sordariomycetes; Hypocreales; Ophiocordycipitaceae
Biological process (GO): carbohydrate metabolic process
Molecular function (GO): beta-glucosidase activity
Source: RefSeq, a predicted model, not a curated record
AUGGCCCUGCGGAGCGACUUCCUCUGGGGCUUCGCCACGGCGUCGUACCAGAUCGAGGGCGCCAUCGACAAGGACGGCCGUGGCCCCAGUGUCUGGGACGAGUUCUGCAAGCGGCCCGGCAAAAUCGCCGACGGCUCAUCGGGCGAGGUGGCCUGUGACUCGUACAACCGCACCGCCGAAGAUAUCGCCCUGCUUAAGUCGCUCGGUGCCAAGGCAUACCGUUUCUCCCUGUCGUGGACGCGCAUCAUCCCGCUCGGCGGCCGCGGCGACCCUGUGAACCAGGCCGGCCUGGACCACUACGUGCGUUUCGUCGACGACCUGAUCGCCACCGGCAUCGUCCCAUUCGUCACCCUGUCGCACUGGGACGUGCCCGACGCCCUUGACAAGCGAUACGGAGGCCUUUUGAACCGGACCGAGUUCCCCCUCGACUUUGAGCACUUUGCGCGCGUUGUCUUCAAGGCCAUGCCCAAGGUCCAGCACUGGGCCACCUUCAACGAGCCGUGGUGCUCCUCGGUGCUGGGCUACAACGUCGGCCAGUUCGCCCCCGGGCGCACCUCUGACCGCAGCAAGAACCCCGAGGGCGACGGCACGACGGAGCCUUGGCUCGCGGCGCACACACUCCUCGUGGCGCACGGCCGCGCCGUCAAGGCCUUCCGCGACGACUUCAAGCCCGUCAACGGCGGCCAGAUUGGCAUCGUCCUCAACGGUGAUGCCGUGUACCCCUGGGAUGCCGCCGACCCCGCUGACGUUGAGGCCGCCGAACGCAAGCUCGAGUUCACCAUCGGCUGGUUCGCCGACCCCGUCUACCACGGCGACUACCCGGCGUCGAUGCGCAAGCAGCUCGGAGACCGGCUGCCGACCUUUACGGCCGAUGAGCUGGCGCUCGUGCGCGGCUCCAACGACUUCUACGGCAUGAACCACUACACGGCCAAUUACAUCAAGAACCGGCCCGGCGAGCCGAGCGCCGAGGACGUGGCGGGCCACCUCGAGAUCCUGUUCCACAACAACAACGGCGACUGCAUCGGGCCGGAGACGCAGUCCCCGUGGCUGCGGCCGUGCGCGCCGGGCUUCCGCGACCUGCUCGGCUGGAUCAGCCGCCGGUACGGCCACCCGACCAUCUACGUGACGGAGAACGGCACGAGCCUCAAGGGCGAGAACGACCUGCCGCGCGAAGCCAUCUUGGCCGACGAUUUCCGCGUGCGCUACUACGACGACUACGUGCGCGCCAUGGCGACGGCCGCGGCGCUCGAUGGCGUGGAUGUCAGGGGUUACUUUGCCUGGUCGCUCAUGGACAACUUUGAGUGGCACGAGGGCUACGAGACACGCUUCGGCGUGUGCUACGUCGACUACGAAAACGGUCAGACGCGGUACCCUAAGAAGAGUGCCAGUUCAUUGAAGCCGUUGUUUGAGAGUCUGAUUAAGCAGCAAUAG